Molecule: messenger RNA, 2865 nt
Organism: Lipotes vexillifer (Yangtze River dolphin)
Lineage: Eukaryota; Metazoa; Chordata; Mammalia; Artiodactyla; Lipotidae
Gene: TRAK1
Product: trafficking kinesin protein 1
Exons: 16
Coding region: 1-2865 (954 amino acids)
Biological process (GO): neurogenesis; endosome to lysosome transport; protein targeting
Cellular component (GO): cytoplasmic vesicle; mitochondrion; dendrite
Molecular function (GO): GABA receptor binding; myosin binding
Source: RefSeq, a predicted model, not a curated record
AUGGCAUUGGUAUUUCAGUUUGAGCAGCCCGUGAGGGCCCAGCCUCUGCCAAGACUCUGCCCAGGCAGGCUCAUUCGGACAAGCUCAUGUGACGUGUGCAACAGCACUGACCUUCCGGAAGUUGAGAUCAUCAGCCUGCUGGAGGAGCAGCUGCCCCAUUACAAGCUAAGAGCUGACACCAUCUACGGUUAUGACCACGACGACUGGCUCCAUACGCCCCUCAUUUCUCCAGAUGCCAACAUUGACCUCACGACCGAGCAGAUUGAGGAGACGCUGAAGUACUUCCUUUUAUGUGCUGAAAGAGUUGGCCAGAUGACUAAGACAUAUAAUGACAUAGAUUCUGUAACUCGGCUUCUUGAGGAGAAAGAGCGGGAUCUAGAGUUGGCUGCUCGGAUCGGCCAGUCGUUGUUGAAGAAGAACAAGACACUAACCGAGAGGAAUGAGCUGCUGGAGGAGCAGGUGGAACACAUCAGGGAGGAGGUGUCACAGCUCCGGCAUGAACUGUCCAUGAAGGAUGAGCUGCUUCAGUUCUACACCAGCGCCGCAGAGGAGAGCGAGCCGGAGUCUGUGUGCUCCACCCCGUUGAAGAGGAAUGAGUCGUCCUCCUCCGUCCAGAAUUACUUCCACCUGGAUUCUCUCCAGAAGAAGCUGAAGGACCUUGAAGAGGAGAACGUUGUGCUUCGAUCAGAGGCCUGCCAGCUGAAGACGGAGACUAUUACCUAUGAAGAGAAGGAGCAGCAGCUGGUCAAUGACUGCGUGAAGGAGCUGAGGGAUGCCAACGUGCAGAUUGCCAGUAUCUCGGAGGAACUGGCCAAGAAGACGGAAGAUGCUGCCCGCCAGCAAGAGGAGAUCACACACCUGCUCUCCCAAAUAGUUGAUUUGCAGAAGAAGGCAAAAGCUUGUGCAGUGGAAAAUGAAGAACUUGCCCAACAUCUGGGGGCCGCCAAGGAUGCCCAGCGGCAGCUCACGGCCGAGCUGCGCGAGCUGGAGGACAAGUACGCCGAGUGCAUGGAGAUGCUCCACGAGGCCCAGGAAGAGCUCAAGAACCUCCGGAACAAGACCAUGCCCAACACCACGUCCAGGCGCUACCACUCGCUGGGCCUGUUUCCCAUGGACUCCUUGGCGGCGGAGAUCGAGGGAACCAUGCGCAAGGAGCUGCAGCUGGAAGAGCCCGAGUCGCCAGACAUCGCUCACCAGAAGCGAGUCUUUGAGACUGUAAGAAACAUCAACCAGGUCGUCAAGCAGAGGUCUCUGACCCCGUCCACCAUGAACAUCCCUGGCUCCAACCAGUCCUCGGCCAUGAACUCCCUCCUGUCCAGCUGUGUCAGCACCCCCCGGUCCAGCUUCUACGGCAGCGACGUCGGAAACGUCGUCCUUGACAACAAGACCAACAGCAUCAUCCUGGAAGCAGAGUCAGCAGACCUGGGAAACGAGGAGCGGAGCAAGAAACCGGGCACGCCGGGCACCCCGGGGUCCCACGACCUGGAGACGGCGCUGCGGCGGCUGUCCCUCCGCCGGGAGAACUACCUCUCGGAGAGGAGGUUCUUCGAGGAGGAGCAGGAGCGGAAGCUCAGGGAGCUGGCAGAGAAGGGCGAGCUGCUCAGCGGCUCCCUGACGCCCACCGAGAGCAUCAUGUCCCUGGGCACGCACUCGCGCUUCUCGGAGUUCACCGGCUUCUCUGGCAUGUCGUUCAGCAGCCGCUCCUACCUGCCCGAGAAGCUGCAGAUCGUCAAGCCGCUGGAAGGUUCUGCCACCCUUCACCACUGGCAGCAGUUGGCCCAGCCUCACCUCGGGGGCAUCCUGGACCCCCGGCCUGGUGUGGUCACCAAGGGCUUCCGGACGCUGGACGUUGACCUGGACGAAGUGUACUGCCUCAGCGACUUCGAAGAAGACGACACAGGUGACCACAUUUCCCUCCCGGGCCUAGCUACCUCCACGCCAGUUCAGCACCCAGAGACCUCAGCCCACCACCCUGGGAAGUGCAUGUCACAGACAAACUCCACCUUCACCUUCACCACCUGUCGCAUCCUGCACCCUUCAGACGAGCUCACGCGGGUCACACCAAGCCUUAACUCGGCCCCGACUCCAGCUUGUGGCAGCACCAGCCACUUGAAGUCCACGCCGGUGGCCACGCCGUGCACUCCGCGGAGACUGAGCCUGGCCGAAUCCUUCACUAACGUCCGUGAGUCCACGACCACCAUGAGCACAUCCCUGGGGCUGGUGUGGCUGCUGAAGGAGCGGGGCAUUUCCGCGGCUGUCUACGACCCCCAGAGCUGGGACAGGGCUGGCCGGGGCUCUCUCCUGCACUCCUACACCCCCAGGAUGGCCGUGAUCCCCUCUACCCCGCCCAACUCGCCUAUGCAGUCGCCCAUGUCUUCCCCGCCCUCCUUCGAGUUCAAGUGCACGAGCCCUCCCUACGACAACUUCCUGGCUUCCAAGCCAGCCAGCUCCAUCCUGAGGGAGGUGAGGGCGAAGAGGGCUGUCCGGAGCAGCGAGAGCCAGACCGACGUGUCUGUCUCCAACCUUAACCUCGUGGACAAAGUUAGGAGGUUUGGUGUGGCCAAAGUGGUGAACUCGGGGCGACCCCACGUCCCCACCUUGACUGAGGACCAGGGACCUCUCCUCUGUGGGCCCCCGGGCCCCACGCAGGCCCUUGUCCCCAGAGGCCUGGUACCUGAGAGCCUGCCCCUUGGAUGCCCCACUGUCACCAGUGCCGUCGGCGGGCUCCAGCUCAACAGUGGCAUCCGACGGAACCGCAGCUUCCCCACCAUGGUGGGGUCCAGCAUGCAGAUGAAAGCCCCCGUGACGCUCACCUCGGGCAUCUUGAUGGGUGCUAAACUCCCCAAACAAACUAGCUUACGGUGA